This is a messenger RNA of Apodemus sylvaticus (European woodmouse), 1455 nucleotides long. Its product is annotated as 2'-5'-oligoadenylate synthase 1A. The transcript is spliced from 7 exons. The coding region runs from base 80 to 1183 and encodes 367 amino acids. Gene Ontology annotation, cellular component: nucleoplasm; membrane; cytosol. Gene Ontology annotation, molecular function: double-stranded RNA binding; 2'-5'-oligoadenylate synthetase activity. NCBI's taxonomy places the organism in Eukaryota, Metazoa, Chordata, Mammalia, Rodentia, Muridae. Gene Ontology annotation, biological process: negative regulation of viral genome replication; regulation of ribonuclease activity; defense response to virus. The record is from RefSeq and is a predicted model, not a curated record.
CCUGCCUGGGAAAUGGAAACUGAAAACCUUGUUCCUAGUUUUGCCAGGCUGAAAGACCCAGGACUUGCAGGUCCCGGCCAUGGAGCAGGAACUCAGGAGCUUCCCAGCCGGGAAGCUUGACAAGUUCAUAGAGCACUACCUCCUUCCGGACACCACCUUUGGUGAUGAUGUCAGAGCAGCCGUCAAUGUCGUGUGUGCUUUCCUGAAGGAGAGAUGCUUCCAAGGUGCUGCCCACCCAGUGAGGGUCUCCAAGGUGGUGAAGGGCGGCUCCUCAGGCAAAGGCACCGCGCUCAAGGGCAGGUCGGAUGCAGACCUGGUGGUGUUCCUUAACAAUCUCACCAGCUUUGAGGACCAGUUAAACCUACGUGGUGAAUUCAUCGAAGAAAUUAAAAAACAACUCUACGAAGUUCAGCGUGAGAGACAUUUUAGAGUCAAAUUUGAGGUCCAGAGUUCAUGGUGGCCCAACGCCCGUUCUCUGAGCUUCAAGCUGAGCGCCCCCCAUCUGCAUCAGGAGGUGGAGUUUGAUGUCCUUCCAGCCUUUGAUGUCCUGGGUCAUGUGACCAUCUACAGCAGGCCUAAUCCCAUAAUCUAUGCCUGCCUUAUCUUGGAAUGUGUUUCCCUGGGGAAGGAAGGCGAGUUCUCCACCUGCUUCACAGAGCUCCAGCGGAACUUCCUGAAGCAGCGCCCAACCAAAGUGAAGAGUCUCAUCCGCCUGGUCAAGCACUGGUACCAACUGUGUAAGGAGAAACUGGGGAAGCCGCUGCCCCCACAGUACGCCCUGGAGCUGCUCACAGUCUAUGCCUGGGAACAUGGGAGUGGAUUUACUGAGUUCAGCACAGCCCAGGGCUUCCGGACUGUCUUGGAACUGGUCAUCAAGUACAAGCUGCUUCGAAUCUACUGGACAAAGUAUUAUGACUUUGAACACCAGGAGGUCUCCAACUACCUGCACAGACAGCUGAGAAAAGCCAGGCCUGUGAUCCUGGACCCUGCUGACCCAACAGGGAAUGUGGCUGGUGGGAACAUAGAGGGCUGGAGGCGGUUGGCUGAAGAGGCUGACGUGUGGCUGUGGUACCCGUGCUUUAUGAAAAAUGAUGGUUCCCGCGUGAGCCCCUGGGAUGUGCCGACGGAGGUUCCUGUACCUUUCCAGCAGGUGGAUGAGACCUGGACAUGCAUCCUCCUGUGAACACCGCAGCAUCUGCCCAGGAGGCUCCGGAGUCAGGGGUGUGUGCUCUUCUGCUGCAGGCCCUGGACCCAAUGAGGGAGGCCACAUUUGGGAUGAGACUCCAUGCUUCUGAUGCCUGCCCACCAUGUUUGACUCCUGUCCAAUCACAGAUAGCCUUCAACAGAUUCAGAAGGGGAGGAAGAACUCAAGCUUGACUUCCAUCUGUCCACCUGUUGGGACGUUCUGUGCAACAAUGUCUGAUCAACAACAAUAAACUACAGCAGGUGCCAUAA